This is a messenger RNA of Penicillium cosmopolitanum, 1497 nucleotides long. RefSeq lists its product as uncharacterized. The transcript has 3 exons. NCBI's taxonomy places the organism in Eukaryota, Fungi, Ascomycota, Eurotiomycetes, Eurotiales, Aspergillaceae. The coding region runs from base 1 to 1497 and encodes 498 amino acids. The record is from RefSeq and is a predicted model, not a curated record.
AUGGAUCCCCUCACGGCCAUUGGCCUGGCUGGCAACAUCCUUGCAUUCAUUGACUUUUCUUAUAAAGUCAUUUCUGGCGCCAACAAAGUUCUCUCCAAUUCAAGUGGGAUGACCUCGGAAAACGAAAGCCUGACCGUUCUAGUCGUUGAUUUGAAUCUUGUCACACAGAAAUUGUCCACGGACAUCACAGCCCAGACCGAGAACGAAAGGCAACUCUGCGCCUUGGCUGCAAAUUGCUAUAAGCUAUCAGAAGAACUUAAACACAUACUUGCAAGUUUGAAGCUUGGAGAUAGGCAGUCGAAAUGGGACGGUUUGAAAGUGAAGUGGCGCAGCAUGCGGAAGGAGAAGGAUGUGGAUUCAAUCGAGCGACGACUAAACGGGUACCAAUCCCAGAUUUUGAUCAGACUGCAAGUUAUGUUCAGUCAACAUACAGAUGAGCAGAAUGCUUUCGUCAAUGGUCAGCUGGAGGCUCUUCGCAGCGAGGGCAAAGCGCUCAAAAACCAGACGACCUCACAAUUAGAUGGUUUACACCGGACUAUUGUGACGUUAGUACAGUCCCUUCAGCUUGCACCUGCAGUAGACAUGGUACUGCAAUCGACGGAGACAUCGUUGGGAAAGCUGUUGACCUCAUUGACCGAUUUCCAAACCGUGGCAACUUCAUUCUCUCGAGAAAAUAAAGUGCUACAGCGCCUAGUUUUCAAAUCUAUGUACGACCGUGAGAACUGUAUUGAAGAUUCAGAAACUGGAACUUUCGCCUGGAUGGUUGACGAAGACUCUGAAUCUGAACCGGUAGACGAUCAGAGAGAUCAUCCUGUUGAGUCGCAAGAUAACACAAUCGAAAUGGCGUCCCAGAGAUAUCACGAUAAGACAGAAAGAACGGGGCAGCAAAUCCUGCGAAAAGAUACGCGGGAAAAUUUCCUUGCUUGGCUCAAUUCAGGACGUGGCAUUUUUCACAUAUUUGGCAAGGCAGGAUCAGGGAAAUCUACAUUGAUGAAGUUUCCUGCUAGAUCUUCCCGGGUAGAGGAUGAAUUAGACAUCUGGGCUGGUAGUGACACUUUGAUUUUUGCUCGAUUCUUCUUUUGGAAUUCAGGAGACAAGAAACAGAUGUCUCUCGAAGGUUUAUAUCGAAGUUUGUUGUUCGAAUCAUGCAGGCAAUUGCCUAGUCUAAUCCCACGGCUGUUUCCCGAUACUUGGCAGACCUCGAGCCUAGCGACCGCUCCGAUUCGUUUUGAGGAACUCAAAGAAGCUUUUUCGCGCCUGAUUCAGGAAGCAAGAACCUCUGAGAGCUAUUUUUGCUUCUUCAUUGAUGGACUGGACGAGUUCGAAGGUAACGAGGUUGAUCAUUGGCGUCUAUGUCGGGAUCUUAAGUACUGGACAACUAAAACGGAGAAAUUUAAGCUCUGUGUCAGCAGUCGACCUCAUAUUACCUUCAUGCAAUCGUUCCAUUCACGAGUUCACCUGGGAGGAUAUCUCAAAUUCCAGUCUGGCCAUGUUUGA